AUUGAAAUGAAUGGGAUUUUUGAUGAAAUCCCUCCAUUGCAUACGAUAAUGUAUUAUAAAUGGGUUGGGCUUAUGGCUGGGGGAUGAUGUGAUCUGGCUCUCGUUCUGGCUCUGACACUGAUUUGCUGUGUGACUUCUGGCAAAAUGCUCAGGAGGGGAUUUUGCUGCCUGUAAUGGGGAGAAACGGCACGGCAGCUCCCACAGCAAAGCCAGAGGUCCUGUUUCUGGGCUGGGUGCAGCCACACUGCCUCAGAAACAUCCCCUCGUGCUUCAGGCUCUCGGUUCUGCGGUGUCCAGCGUCACCUUGCAGGAGGCUGAUUGCCGACGUGCUGCGUACCCGCAGCUCCCUUCCCACUCAUUUGCAGCAGCUGGCAGUGAGCGCUUCUGAAAAUCAAACAAGAGCAAAUAGCAUGCCCAGCGUCAGGAGCCUCUUAAAAAGGCUGGUUCUCUGCUUCCCUGCACUGAAACAAUUCCUCUGCUACAAAAUGGGGCUUAUUUUGUAGCUGAGUGCCACCUCUGCAGCUUUGUAAAGCACGCCCAGACCCACAAGCUUGGUUUGGGGUUUUGGUUUUCCUUUUCUUUUUUCCUCCUCGGGAAGCUCUAUUAUUUAUGCCUUGGUUUUAUUCCAUUUGGAAACACAGCGAAUGUGCGUGGACAGUAGCUGUUUAUGGAAGUUAACUGGCCUGCCUCUAUUAAUUUUGCAUGUUGUAAAUAGCAGAAGCAGUUCAUUUACUUUACAUGCUGUCCAGAGAAGUCAGUUUUUUCGAGAUAAAUCAGCAGCAGUGUGCAGAAGGCAUCCCAACACUUCCUUCCUUCCUUCCUUCCUGUGUGUUUCUGCUUAAGCGCGGAAAGACUUACUUGUGAUGAAAUAUGGUAACAAAAUGCACGGUCGACAGCUCCGAGUCCAAUUUUGUUCUCAUAAAAGAAUUCCACAAAGGGAUGCUGAACUCAUUAGGAGCAAAGAAAUCCUGACUUUCCCAGCGCAGUGGUGAGUUUCUUCCAGCCCUUACUCUCCAAGGACGAGCACUGAGUGUUGACAUCAGGCCAACAUCAGAAGAUUGAUGUCUCCCUGGGAGCGAUUCCUCGGCGCAGAUUAACGAGGAGAGUCCAUGGGUGCUUUCUAACAGCAGCCCAACCUUUUCAGCCACAAAACGCAUGACUUUUGAGCUGGUUCUCAGCUGUUUCUUUUGGCCCUGACCCACUUGUGGUUUUGAGAAGUCUUUCCGUGUGUCGGGACUCAGCUGGAAACAGAAGGUGCGGGGAAUAAAUGCAGGACCUCGGCUGUGCCACGGGUUACCUCCCUGGUGGCUCGUCAUUCCCUGCCUCGUUCUUUCUUUGCCCAGGGAAAGCAAGAGGGCGUUAACGUGAGAGAAAAUGUCAGAGGGUCUCACAUAGGGUAGGUUUCCUUGCUCGUAAGCAUGUUUUAAGCUACAAAAUAAUACAUCGAUGAGGAGGAAGGGGCUUGGGCAUCUUCCAGUACAUCUGCAGGGUGGCCUUUACUGGGGCAAAAGGCUGGGGGAUUUCAGCCUGCUUCCCUUCCUCUCCCAUUUUCUGCCUCGGUGGGGCGCAGAGGGGCAGCCCCGCGGGUGCGGGAGCCGAAAACCCGAGCCCAGCAGCAGCCCCGUGCAUCCCUCCCGGACUUGGGGAAACCACGCGGCAGAUGGGGAUGGUUUAUUUUCCUCCCUCUUCUGCUGCGGAUCCGGCCCCCGCCAUGACCCUGGUGCUGCCCAUGCAGCGGCUGGGCCGCCCCAGCGCCGCCGAGGGAGCCGCCGACCUCGCCGCCUACCGAGCCCUCUGGGAGCCGCCCGCCUGCGGCCGUACCGCCACCGGCACCGCCACCGGCACCGCAGCCCCCGGCACCGCUCCGGCACCGCCAGCCACCGGGACCCCCCCCUCAGGAUCGCAUUACAGGGGAAUUUCAGAUCCUGUAGCGACAUCCAAGAUCACAUACUUUAAAAGGAAAUAUGUGGAAGAAGAGGAUUUCCAUCCACCGCUCGGCAGCUGUGCGCAUAAAACAAUCUCAGUGUUUGAGGAGCGGGCCCAUAUUCUUUACAUGUCUUUGGAAAAGCUGAAGUUCAUUGACGACCCUGAAGUCUACCUGAGGAGAUCCGUCCUCAUCAACAACUUAAUGAAGCGAAUCCACGGAGAAAUCAUCAUGCAGAACAACUGGUGCUUCUCUGCUUGCUCCUUUGGUGGCACCUCACCACAGGAGUGGUUCGUGCCUCAGGACUGUCCAUACAGAAAACGUCUCCGUAUGGCCAAGGAGGAGUACGAGAAGAUCCACACGUGCUGCUUCUAUCAAGAGUGUGGCAGUCACUAUUUAAACCUACCCUACUCGGUCAGUGCCAGUACAGAAAAUACUUCCUCCUCUUCCUCCUCCUCUUCCCCCAUUUCUUUGCCCAGCUGUUCCCAGCAGGUGGAUUAUGACAUUGGCAGUGCCUCUUCUUACAGGAGCGACGACCAGAUACCCGCUAACGAAAUAUUCGUCACCAAUGGCAGGCCUCACGGUAAUCAGGAAAAGGCAAAAUUUGCUGACGAGAAAGGCAGUAAUGAACCUGAGCGCGACAGUGCCCCACUAAACUGUGAACCUGUAAGAGGCACCCAUGCUCUCGAAUGUAAAGGCAAAUUUUAUGACUAUUUUGAGACUGGAUGUAAUGACAAGAGCAACGGAAGUGAAUCUUGGAAAAAAUCCUUAAGGAAAAAGGAAUCUUUACCAAGUAAUAAAAUGUGCUGCAGCAAAGGAAGUAAAAUAUGAGGCAUCUUUCUUGCUCCAUUGAAGCAUGUGCAGCAUGUUCGUUUGUCUAUCAGAUUUUUAUUUUGAAUGGAUUUUUUAUAGUUUUCUACAAAUGAUACAAUCAUGCCACAAACAUUACAUGUAGUUUUAAAUGACUGGAGAGCAGAUUGCAGAGAGCAUCGCUAUGAUCUGCAUCAGCGGGCUAUUUAUAAGUAUGGAGACUAUCAUAAAGAACGCAGUUGCGUUACCGCUUAGCACUGUAGUCUGUGCGGCUAUGGUGUAGCUUUUGUUACUGAAAAUACCAAUCAGCCAGAUGGGGAAAACAUAUCGUUUUAUACAUCCCCGCCCCCAAGAAGUCUGCCAUUAAUUAAGAAGAACCUCCAUUCUGUUUACUAAGGAAUUAGAAGUCUGGUAAACAAAUUGAUGCUACCAGCAAGGGUGAUGUGCUUCUUGUAACUCGGUGUUUGUUCUGACAAAGGACUGGCUAUGUGGACUGGGAAUAAACCAUCCUUACAUUUUGUAUUGAUACUUCUGAAUUCCUGGAUUCAGCGUCUCGUUCAACUGACAAAAUGAGACAUAGCAUAAGGAAAUAACCUGUUUAUGGGAUCUUAAUCAGAAACACAACAUGCAGCUCAAGUACUUGCACGUUUUCACCUCGGCUGUAGUAACUAAUGAGGCUUGUUGUUAUACAGGGCAGGUUUUUUUUUUGGUGCCUUACUUUUUGUCUUAAUUUUUGCCAGCGUGAAAAUUAAGUAUAAAUCAGUGAUACAGCAGGGAUUUAACCUAAGCAGAGGAAAAAAAAAAAAAAAACACA
Cygnus olor (mute swan) is the source of this 3548-nucleotide messenger RNA. It is a transcript of the gene SERTAD4, whose product is annotated as SERTA domain containing 4. Gene Ontology annotation, cellular component: nucleus. The record is from RefSeq and is a predicted model, not a curated record. Bases 1661 to 2755 code for a protein of 364 amino acids. The transcript is spliced from 4 exons. Lineage: Eukaryota; Metazoa; Chordata; Aves; Anseriformes; Anatidae.